UGGUGGAAGGUCUGGUUUCCUACAGUGGUUUGACUGUCGUCUCAGGGAAAGCUGUGGAAAUCCUUCUCCUCUUGGUUUGGAAAGCAGUCCUUUCCAGGCACCCUCACCGCAGCUCCAUUUCUCCUGGCGCGCUGCGUCUCUGCAGCUGGCAUGACCCUGUGGACAGGGAAAUAUUCCCCUCCUCUGGGACACUAAUAGCUCAGGCUAAAGGUACAUCAGAUAGCGGCUUCAGCUAAUCACUGAUCAGUUCUUCUCCGGAAAGAGAAAGAACAGGAAGCCCCUCUGUUUUCUUUGAGGUGGCAGGUACCGGGGGCAAGCGCCAGAGCAGUGUCCUGCUCUGACCCGGGACAGCGGGAGCUGCCCCUGCGCGGUGCCGGGGCAGGCAUGGUGGCGGCAGUGGCAGUGGCAGUGGCAGGCACCCGGCCAGCAGCGUGAGGGACGCAGGGAGGCUGCGGAGCCCCGGCACCCGAGGAUGUCGGGCAGAGCGUCUCCCACCCUGGAGAAGAGCGGCAGCACCGGGCACACAGGCAAGGGGAUGGCUGUGGGACAGGUCCCCAACAGCAUCAGCGUCCAGGGUGUCUCCUACACUAUCAGAGAGCGUGUUGGCCCAUGGUGGAACUUUUCUUUAUAUUGUAAAAAAUGGACCCGGCAAAUACUUAAGGAUGUUUCAUUUCACAUAGAAAGUGGCCAGAUUAUGGGGAUUUUAGGAAAUUCUGGAUCUGGGAAGACAACACUUCUGGAUGCAAUAUCAGGAAGACUGGGACAUAAAGACAACUUCUUUGGUGAAGUGUAUAUAAAUGGAUGUCAGCUGAAGAGGGAGCAGUUCAGAGAUUGCUUCUCUUAUGUGCCACAGAGUGACACUUUGUUAAGCUUUCUCACUGUACAGGAGUCUUUGACCUACACAGCUUUACUAACUCUUAAGAAAUGCUCCAACAGCUCCAUCAAAAAGAAGGUAGAUGCAGUUAUGACCGAGCUGAGUCUCAUCAACAUUGGUGACAAAAUAAUUGGAAGCCGGAAUGUCAUAGGAAUUUCUGGGGGUGAGAGGCGUCGGGUAUCAGUUGCAGCCCAGCUUUUACAAGAUCCCAAGGUCAUGCUCCUUGAUGAACCAACCACAGGGCUGGACUGCCUGACUGCAAACCAGCUCGUCUUGCUUCUCUCAGAGCUUGCACACAGAGACAGGAUUGUGAUUCUUACAAUCCAUCAGCCUCGCUCAGAACUUUUCAAGUUAUUUGAUAAAAUAGCCAUCAUGAGCUUUGGAGAAAUGGUUUUCUGUGGGAGCCCUAUGGAAAUGAUCUCAUUUUUUAGUGACUGUGGCUAUUCUUGUCCUGAACAAUCAAAUCCUUUUGACUUCUAUGUGGAUCUGACAUCUGUGGACACCCGAAGCAAGGAACAUGAACUCGAAACCUACAGUAGGGUUCAGGAAUUUGUAUCAGCCUAUAGAAACUCAGAGAUCUUUAGCAAAGUACUGGCAGCCAUUGAAAAAACAAAGUAUACGAAGGAGCUGCCACCAAUACCAUUCAAAAACAAAGACUCACCCAGUGGCUUCGACCAAAUACUGAUUCUUUUAAGGAGAACAACAAGAAAUCUUUCCAGAGAUAAGAUAGGCAUCAUCAUGCGUCUCCUCCAGAACCUGCUAUUUGGCUUGUUUAUAGCCUUUUUCCUUCUCAGACUUAGGAAUGACCUGGCCCAGGGAGCUGUGCAGGACCGUGUGGGGCUUGUCUACCAGUGCGUGAGUGCCCCCCCCUACACAGGGAUGCUCAAUGCUGUGGCCCUGUUCCCACCUCUACGUGCUAUCAGUGACCAAGAAAGUAAAGACGGCUUGUAUAAGAAAUGGCAAAUGCUUGUGGCUUAUAUAGUCCAUUUCCUGCCCUUCAGUGUCAUCAGUGUGGCCAUUUUCAGCACCUUCAUAUACUGGACUACAGGAUUGUAUCCUGAUGCUUCCAGAUUUGGAAUUUUCUUUGCUGUUGUCCUAGCGUCUCACAUGAUUGGUGAACUACUAACACUUGUUAUGCUUGGCAUGGUUCAAGACCCAAAUGUGGUCCAAAGUGGCAUUGUGCUACUUAAUUCUGCUGGUGUGAUAGUGGGAACGGGAUUAGUAAGGACCAUUGAAGAAAUGCCAACACCUUUGAAACUACUUAGUUUUCUUACAUUUCAAAAAUACAGCAGUGAAGUCCUUGUAGUCAAUGAAUUUUAUGGCUUAAACUUCACAUGUGGUGGAGCCAACAGUUCCACUGCAAAUAAUGCUGCGUGUGUUCUCUCUCAAGGCAUCCGGUUCAUUGAAGAAAACUAUCCCGGGGCAUUGUCCCGCUUCACAGUUGAUUUCCUCAUACUCUAUGCUUUCAUACCAGUACUUGCCAUUAUUGCAAUUCUAAGCUUCAAAUUAAGAGAGAAUUACUGACUGACAAUGAAAAAGCAGCAAUUCCAACAGUCUCUAAUACUGUACUUUUAUCUAUUUAUGGUCGAAGGCUUAUAUUGUUGGAUUUUAGAUAGAAUUUACAUGAUUCCACAUAUAAAAACACAUUCGUCUUCUCAUGUUUGUUUUCACCUUGAAAACCAAUGUUCUCUUAAGAGUGUGACUGACUUCUGAUAUUGGAGUCAUUCACACCCCUCUCUCCUGGUUGAUUUCCAGAUCAGCCAUAAUCAACAGUAUUUCAUGUUUUAAAGAGCUUACUGAUUUAAUUUAGUCAGCUAUUGCUGACAAUUUUAACAAUGUAGCAAUGGUGCUCCAAUUUUUUCCCCAGUAUUUUGUUUUUUAACCACUACUAGUAAGCAGAGGGGACUAACUGCUAGUAAAUCUCAUUUCUAGGAUUGUAUUUUCAGUCUUAUGCCUUGUUUUGAUACCGUUUGAGGAAUCUCAAGAGAGGAAAAACCCCAAAACGUGUAAAGACAGAAUCAAGAACUCACUCCACUUUAAUCUUAUACACACUAUACAACUGAUGAGUACAGGGUCUUGAAGCAGUAUCAAAGUUACCCAAGUUGGUUUUGCCUUGUAAAUGAUAGUAAAUCAGUGAAGACAAGUUAUUUAUAUAAAUUCUUUUUUUUCACUGUCAAGUUAUAAUCUUGUUUUGGAAGCAGUUUAUGAAUUACAAGGGAAAAAUAUGUUUGUUUAAUAAUGUUUUGGUUUUAUUCAAUAAAAUGUCAAUUUAACUAGG
This is a messenger RNA of Motacilla alba alba, 3152 nucleotides long. RefSeq names its product ATP binding cassette subfamily G member 5 (gene ABCG5). Gene Ontology annotation, molecular function: ATP hydrolysis activity; ATP binding; ABC-type transporter activity. The coding region runs from base 473 to 2398 and encodes 641 amino acids. Gene Ontology annotation, cellular component: plasma membrane. Gene Ontology annotation, biological process: cholesterol homeostasis. NCBI's taxonomy places the organism in Eukaryota, Metazoa, Chordata, Aves, Passeriformes, Motacillidae. The record is from RefSeq and is a predicted model, not a curated record. The transcript is spliced from 14 exons.